CAAAAGUUUAUUAUUAACUAGUGUUAGUUAUUUCAAGAUGUUUAAGAAAGAAUGGACAAAAAAAUAGGAUGGACAUAAAUGACAUAUGAACUAUGAAUAGUACUUUGUAAAGCUGACUUAGAUAACACAUCUGCACAUCCAUUUCCAGUCAUUUUUAUGCAUAAAUUCAAUUUCUUCAGAGCAGUUAUUCCACAAAGAGAUCGUAUGAUAUACUCCCUCCAUUCUGUUUUAAAAGACGUUUUGGAAAGAAAAAAAUAUUUCAAUAUACUUGUCGUUUCGCAGAAAACAAUGUAAAUUAUAGUGAUAAAAGACUAUAGUUACCCUAUAUUUGCUCCAUUUCACGUGCUUUAGUAUCUAAAUUAAUCAAUUAAUGAAGGAUAAGAAAGGAAUUGCAUUUGAUGCAUUAAUCUGUGUGAAAGUUUCUAUAACGACAUAUAAAAGAAGACAGAGGGAGUAUUGUUUUGAUAUUCAGAUUUGUUUCUUGAUUGUUAAGAAGAUUGAUAACUGUAAAAAUGUCUCUUUCGAAUAUGAUAUGUCUAUAACCGAAUCUCCAACAUGAGACAAGUUUGUUUAAAAAGUAAAUAAUUUCACUUUUCUUAUAUUAUAUAAUAAAUAUAUAUUGUUUACUGAUAAUAAAAAUAUAGUUAUUCAUCUAUCACGGAUAUAUGCGAAUAUGCGAAUCAAGUACAACAAUCAAACAACAUAAUGAUUUUCACAAAGAAAAUUAAAAAAAUAUAUUUAUGUUAUGUAAUCUUAUUUUAUAUUCUUUAAAUAAUGUAAUACAAUAUUAUACAUUAUUUUUUAAUAACUGAGAAAUACAUAUAAUAUUUUAUCCGCGCGUAGCGCGGUUAAAAACUCUAGUUCCUCUAAAAACUUUAUUAUAGAAUCAUACAUUAGAGCAAAUCCAUUUUAAUAAAAUUCUCUAUUUAAUAGAACUCUCUAUUUUAGAGGAAAAUAUAAAAGCAUACACUGUAGAUGUUGGAUUAAGCUUGAAGAAAAAAGGAAACUUGAUAAAUAAGUUAACUUCUAAUCCUACCAAGUUAUGGUUUAAAGGAUUAGGAAAUAUGUUAUACCUAAUGAGUUUAGGAAAUUUGUUUUAUAUAUAAGGAGAUGCAAGAGUGUUGCAUAACUCAUGAGUUGAGAGAUUGGAUGAGAGAUUAUGAAUUGUGUGAGAUUGAGAGAGCUUGAGGUUUUGAGUUAUUUUUCUCAAGAGAUUAAUAAGAGAGUUAUUCUUAUUAAGCUUGAUUGUGAUUCAUUGAUUGUGAUUCUAUAUGUGGUAUCAGAGCUACAGGUUCAAUACUGGACCUCUAAUAAAGUUCAAUCCCUAAAAUUCAGAUUUGAGCAAACGUUAUGGGGAAUUGUACUGGUUAUGGCGUUCAAGUUAGAUUCACUGGAGUCCUACACGGUCGAAGAGAUGACGACAACGAGUAAUAUUGUGGUUCAAUCUCAAGGAACCUUUGCAGAUCGCAAGUCUAUAAAGAAGAUCGCAAGUGUUAAAAGGCAUGAUUCUGAAGCUGACAACGAUGGCAUAAAGAAAUCGAAGAAGAGAAAGAAGCACAAAAGGGCUUCUGAUGGAGAUAAGAUAUUAAAUACUGAAAGCUCCAAAGUUAGUGAAGGAAGUCGAAGACAUGAGAAAUCUCUGCUGCUGUAUUAUAAAAGGACAGGAAAAUCUUGGAAGAGGGGUUACAUGCUGAAUGAAGUUAAAACCGAUGAGGACAAGGGAGACGAAACUGACGAAGAAACUUCUGAUACAGAGGAGGAGAUCAGAGUUGUUAAAGUCUGUGAGUGGGUUGAUCCUUUGGCUAAGUUAUGGAACCGUGACCCUGAGUAUCUAGAUAGAGGGCAGAACGAUGACGUUAAGAAGGAAAAGAAGGAAAAGAGCAGCAAGAAGGUGAAGCUAAGCGUGGAAGAUGUCAAAAUUGAUAACCCUAAUGCUGUAUCGAAAUUCAGAAUCAAUCCGUUGAGGGAGAAGCUUCAAGCCACGAUUUUUGAUAUGGUUCUUGGUGGUGCUACAAAUAUUACUACUCAUGGUCUAGAUAUCAAUGACAUCCAGUUAAUUAUCCAGUGUGAGUCUCCACGUGAUAUUGUGUGCACUCAUGGCAGGAUGAUUGAUAUUCUUUGCACAAGCAGUGAAAAAAUCACCAAUCUGCAAAGGGCCACAUUCUUGGUAAUGUAUGAAGCUGAUCGUAUGUUUGACAUGGGUUUUGAGCCUCAAAUUAUUUGUAUUAUUCAAACUAUUCGACAUGAUCAGCACACUGUGCUCUUUUCUGCCACUUUUCCACGUCAAGAUGAAACUUUGGCACGUAAAGUCUUGAACAAGCCCAUUGAAAUACAGGUUGGUGGAAGGAGUGUUGUGAAUAAGGAUAUAACACAGUUAGUUGAAGUCAGACCGAAGAGUGAGAGGUUCUUAAGACUGCUGGAAAUUCUCGGGGAAUGGUAUGAGAAAAGAAAGAUUUUGGUUUUUGUGCAGUCGCAGAAAAAAUGUGAUGCCUUGUUGAAGGAUUUGUUUAAAAAGAUUUAUCAUUGUAUAUCUCUUCACGGUGGUAACGAGCAGUCUGAUCAGGAAUCAACAAUAUCUGACUUUAAGAGCAAUGUGUGCAAUAUAUUGAUUGCCACAAGUGUUGCAGCUAGGGGUAUAGAUGUGAAAGAGCUUGAGUUAGUUGUAAACUAUGAUGCUCCGAACCACUAUGAAUAUUAUGUGCAUCGCAUUGGCAGGACAGGAAGGGCAGAGCAGAAAGGCUGUGCUGUGACAUUUAUCUCUGAAGAUGAUGCAAAAUAUGCACCGUAUUUAGUCAAGGCCCUGGAACUUUCGCUGCAGCCAAUCCCCGAUGAUCUGAAAGAAAUCGCUGACAGUUUCAUUGCAAAGGUUAGACAGGGUACUGAACAAGCUCAUGAAACUGGCUAUGUAGAUAGUGGCUUAAAAUUCACCGAAGAGGAGGAAAAAGUUACGAAAGCAGCAAAGAAAGCACAAGCGAAAGAGUAUGGGUUUGAGGAAUAUAAGUCUGACUCAGAAGAUGAGAUUGAUGUUAUAAGAAAGGCAUGUGUUGUUGGUGUUGAUACCUCAGCGCACCAGGCUGCUCUUGCUCAUAUAGCCACCAUUGCUGCUGCUGUUAAAGCUAAUGCUGCUGCAAUGAAUCCUCCUGUGACUACAAACCAGUUGCUGCCGAAUGGUGGUGGGCUUACCUCUCUACCAAAAGUUAUAGCAAAGGAUGAACCUAUAGAAGAAAGCUCUCAGUUUUUGGUAGAUAGUGAUGAUGCUUCAGACAAAGAAAGUGACACAAAAGAGCCACUGAGAACUAGAAAGAAAGCUUCACCAGCAGCAGGUUCUUCUGAUGUGGAGGAAGGAAAAACAGAGAAGAAUGUGAGACAGAGGACUGUUAAGAAAGAUAAAGACGUGGAGGAUGGUUUAGUCACUACUAGUAGUACAUAUGAUGAGGUUAGUGAUGCCGAGAAAGCCUUGGCUGUUAAAGCCACUGAUGCCGACAAUGAAGGAGAAGAGAUUGAUCUGAGCAAACAUGAAAGCGAAGAUAUCAGUCACACGUACGGGUGGCCUCCUCUCGUGUGUUGUUUUGGAUCUGCAAAGAAUGUUUUUGUUCCAUCAGGAAGGCCAGCAAACAGGUUUUUGGAUUGCAAAUUCAAAACCGUUGAGGCAAGGGUAGAGGCCUUUCAUAGAAAAGAAGAAGAACUUAAGAAAGAACUCGAGAUUGUCAAGAAUCAACAUGCUUCAGACUCAGCUGUUCUACUGUUGGUAACCCGAGAGCUAGAGAAAGUUAGCUUAAAACUGGCCGCAGCUAACGACGCCAAGAACCUGCCUCUGAGUCAAGAAGAAAAUAUUAGCAAGAUGAUUUCCAUCCAUGCAGAGAAAGAAACCAUCUCCAACAAAGAGAUAGAUGUUUUGAAAAGUGAGCUUGAGAAAGCGAGAAGCUUUGAAGCAGAGGUUAAAGAACGAGAUGAGAUCAUUGAGAAGAUUGAUGCUGCGAAAGAAGUUUUUAAAAUGGCAAAGUCCCAUGCGUACGGCUUUGCUGACCAGUGGUGUACCAAAGCCAUAGAAUUGGAGGAACAGUUGGAAGAAACCAACAUGAUGAAGAAAUAUGCCUCAGUCUCUCUGGUGUCUUUGAUAAAACAGCUGGAAGGAAGCAAUACACGACUGCAGGUUAUGGAGUGUGAGGUGAUUGCUCUCAAGGAUAAGGCCAAGCUAAUGGCGACGGUGGGGCUUAAGCAAAGUCAAGUUCUCAAGAAAUCUGAACAUCUACUCGAACCUGCGGAAGAGUUGUUAUCUAAGGUUGAGAAAGAGGAUAUAAAAUUAAAAACUAAGCUUGAAAUUUUCAAGGAUGAGAAGAGUAAGACCUUGUCAGAGCUGGAGAGGUCGAAAGAGGAAGAGGAGAAGAGUGAGCCAGAUAUGCAGAGUUUAGCUUCAGUUUUUCACCAAGCGUCAAGUGAGCGUGUGUUGAAAAACAGGUUGUUGAGUCUAGGUGGUCAGAAUUACAAAACACGUGAAGAAGAUAAGAAGCUGGUCAUUAAGUCAACAAACGAGAAGUACGAGAAGAUGCUUCACGAGGUGGAACAAACCAAUAAACCGUUUGAGAGCUCAAGAGGUAUUGUUGAAGAUUUAUUGAAAAUGGAGUUCAAGCUUAAGGGGGAGAAUGUUGGAUUAAGCUUGAAGAAAAAAGGAAACUUGAUAAAUAAGUUAACUUCUAAUCCUACCAAGUUAUGGUUUAAAGGAUUAGGAAAUAUGUUAUACCUAAUGAGUUUAGGAAAUUUGUUUUAUAUAUAAGGAGAUGCAAGAGUGUUGCAUAACUCAUGAGUUGAGAGAUUGGAUGAGAGAUUAUGAAUUGUGUGAGAUUGAGAGAGCUUGAGGUUUUGAGUUAUUUUCCUCAAGAGAUUAAUAAGAGAGUUAUUCUUAUUAAGCUUGAUUGUGA
This is a messenger RNA of Brassica rapa (field mustard), 4919 nucleotides long. RefSeq lists its product as uncharacterized. Gene Ontology annotation, molecular function: nucleic acid binding; ATP binding. The record is from RefSeq and is a predicted model, not a curated record. Lineage: Eukaryota; Viridiplantae; Streptophyta; Magnoliopsida; Brassicales; Brassicaceae.